GUUUGGGAGGCAGUCGGACAGGCAGCAACAGGCACGGGAAGCUGUCCUUGAGGAAUUUCUGACAGUAAUGGAAAAUAUUGAAGUUCAGGACUGCAGAGUAGAAUAACUAGAACUAAACUUAAUUAGACUGUUGGCAGAGUUCUUAUCAAGGUUUUCGGCUGACCUUUCGACAGACACGAAGGUAACAGUAAAAUCAAUGAGUUCUGCGGACAACAGACGUAACGUUGGAGCAGGCUACAGAUAUGGAGGGGGAACGGUGAAAGGAUUCGUCCAGAAGGUCCAUUCUCCUCACCCAUCCUUAAAUGAGUCACUGGAGGGAGAAAUUCAGGCCUUCCUCACUGAUGAAGACCUACUCCACACUUAUGACGACCUCACCAAAGUCAACCCAGUGACCCCGACGACAGUGCUGAAAUGUCUGCAGGCCAGGUACAGCGUGAAGGUGUUUUACACCCAUGCUGGCUGCACCUUGGUGGCUCUUAACCCCUUCCAGCCCGUCCCAGACCUCUAUUCUCUGGAUGUGAUGAAGGAGUAUCACUGCGCUGCUCAGCCCCAGGAGUUCAAACCACAUAUCUUUAUAGUGGCGGAAGAAGCCUACAGGAAUGUUAAGGGCCAGCUGGAGCCAGUGAACCAAUCCUUGGUGGUCAGCGGUGAGAGCGGCGCAGGAAAGACAUGGACAUCUCGUUGCCUCAUGAAAUACUACGCUACUGUGGCGGCCUCCUCCUCAGUGGUGAAGAGUCAGGACACAGUGGAGAGGAUAGAGAGGAGGGUGCUGGACUCCAACCCCAUCAUGGAAGCUUUUGGCAAUGCCUGUACGCUACGGAACAACAACAGCAGUCGCUUUGGAAAGUACAUCCAGCUCCAGCUAGACAGGUGUCAGCUGUUAGUGGGUGCGUCCGUGCAGACAUACUUGCUAGAGAAGACCAGGGUGGCCUGCCAACCGGCUAAUGAGAGGAACUUCCACAUCUUUUACCAGAUGAUUAAAGGGGCCACAGAUGAGCAGAGGAAGGAGUGGAAGAUGCCACGUGGCCAAUGUUUUGUGUGGCUGCCAAAUUCUGAAAAAGCAGUUGAUGAGGAUUGUUUUCAUGAGACUGUCGAGGCAAUGGUUCAUCUGGGCAUUUAUUCAGAAAGGCAGAGACAAAUAUUCAAGAUAUUAGCAGGGAUUCUGCAGCUGGGGAAUGUGACUUUCUCCUCUUCAACCGAUGAAUUACAACCUUGUAACCUAGAUGAACAGUCCAAAGACUUCUUGCAGAGGGCUGCUGAGCUGCUGUGUGUCCCUGCUGAGGAGCUUCAGAUGUGUUUAAGAGUGAGGACGUUGAAGGCGGGGAAGCAGAGCGUGCUCAAGCCCUGUUCCCAGCCAGAGUGCAGCAUGAGGAGAGACUGUCUGGCCAAGGCCAUCUACGCCCAAUUAUUUGAAUGGCUGGUUACAUUCAUCAACAACAGCAUAUGUGCAGACAAAUCCAUGUGGUGCAACUUCAUAGGAGUUCUAGAUGUGUACGGGUUCGAGUGUUUCCACAUCAAUAACCUGGAGCAGCUGUGCAUCAACUACGCCAAUGAGAAACUGCAGCAGCACUUUGUGGCUCAUUAUCUCAGAGCUCAGCAGGAGGAAUAUGUGUCUGAGGGGUUGCAGUGGUCCUUUGUCAAAUACAAAGACAACCAGAGCUGUCUGGAUCUUAUCGAGGGAAGCCCUGUCAGUGUGUUUUCUCUUCUUAAUGAGGAGAGUCGUCUUAAUCGAGCCUCAGAUGCAAAGACAUUCAGGAGUCGUUUGGAGAAGGAUCUCUGUGGUAAUGCCAACAUCAGCUGGCACAAGUUCAGCAAGGAGCCACACUUCACUGUGGCCCAUUACGCUGGCAAAGUCAACUACCAGAUACAGGGGAUGGUGGAGAAAAACAAGGACCCAGUGCCACCAGAGCUCAUCAACCUGCUUCAGAAGUCUGACAACCCCCUGCUUCACCAGAUCUUCACUGACAAGCAAACUGAGAACCCAACUACCAAGGGGCUCAGUAAAGUCACCGUGGUCUCCAAGUUCAAGAACUCUCUGGAGAGCUUGAUGAGGAUCCUCCACACCACAACUCCUCACUACACUCGCUGCAUCAAACCGAACCCAGACUGCAAACCUCUGACCUUCAAAAAGGAGGAGGUUAUCAUGCAGUUGGAAGCCUGUGGGAUUGUGGAGACUAUUCAUAUUAGUGCUGCUGGCUUUCCAAUAAGAAUUCCUUUCAAAGGCUUCAUGCAACGUUAUGGACUGAUUGCAAAAUAUUCAAAUAACAAGUCCCGGAGUCAUUGUGUUGAUGUGGAGGCUGACAGCAACGACAUUCUUCGACAAGAAGUGGAGAAGCUCCUCAGUGUCGUGUUACAACACAAUGCUUCUGACCCCUCACACAACCUUGACAGUGAAAAACACAAUUCAUGGGUGCACUGUGGAAGGACUAAAAUCUUUCUCACCCAGUCGAUGCUAGAUUUGCUGGAGGAUCAGAGGAAGAAGAUUCUGUCUCAGUGUGCCUUCUCCAUUCAGUGCUGCUGGCUGCGAUACCAGCGCUGCAGACGCCACACCCGCCAGCAGUCUGCUACUCUGAUCCAAGCAGGGGUGCGGUCCUGGCUGGUCAGGAGGCAGAUCCAGAGAUGGAACAGAGCAGCUGCAGUCAUCCAGAACUCCUGGAGGAAGUGGAGGGCACUAUUGAAAUCAUUGGCUGAGACAGAACUGGAUGAUGCAAAGGACCUUGUGGAGGAGGACGUGCCAGCAUUGAACCCUGUUAUCAGGGAGCGGGGCUCGGUGCAGCUCUCCACCAUCCAGGAGCCUGUCACAGUGCGAGGGUGGCCCAUGGGCCUGGCUCUGGCCUCUGCCCCAUCCAUCACCGUGUCUCUGACAGCCACAGGCUUCCAGAAGAUGAUGUCUGUGAUGACCUCCCUCAACCUGCCCUCCAGGAGAGGGGGGUAUAAGGUUGAGACCAACCAGUACACGCGGGGGCUCGCCUCCAUACGGGCUCAACCCAAGGGAUCUGUAAAGCUGCACUAUCAGCGAUCUCCACUUCUCUACGCUGACAGGCAACCAGACAUGAAGACUGACGUGACAGGGUUCAAUGAGAUCCUGCUAGAGAAAACUUUGUAAGAGUUCCCUCUUUGCAGAACACUGAAGGCUAAUUUCAUGGACACAGAUGAAGACCAAUCUGCCUCAGAGGUGCUUUUGCAGUGAAGCAGCAGCUCUUCCACAGUCUGACACAGAGGGAACAAACCUGGUAUUUUAAGCUGUCAUUGUGUUAAAUGUGUGUGUUUUAAAGUGAUCAUUUACAGCUCUAAUUAACUUUUGUAAGAAUGCCAAAGUGGAUCUCACUCUGUGUUAUACAAGGGUGCAAAGACCUUGCAUAAUAUUUUAACCUAAGAGGAGGUCGGCCUGCCAAAUCUGAGAUAAGGCACAUAUGAUUUUUGUCAACCAUUUGUGGAAUAUGUGCCAUGUGUCCUGCAUAUAGGAAACAAUGAAUGGGGUGUGAGUCAUGAUUAUGAUGUUACUGUGAUGUUGCCUCUUUGGAACAUCUGACUGUUGAUCAAAGUAUUGCGCCUGUGACAAGUGCCUUUCUUAAAAUCUUCACUCAAAUCCCAAAUGGGCUGUUAGUAUAUGUAUUUAUUUAAGGUGACUGUGUGAUUUCAUAGAUUUAUAUUGGGUGUAAAAACACAUUGUUGAUUCAGAUGCACAUAUACAACAUCCAGCAUUUACUAUGAGUGUGUUAUGCUGGGGGGGAAAGUAAUAAAGCAAGUAUUGCACAUGUAAAGCACAUAUUGCACAUUAAACGCACACACCUGCUCACAUACAGCAACAAAUGGACAAAAAGUCCUGAACAAGCAGACACAUCACUUAUGUGAAACAGGGAAAGGAUGAACCCAGGUUUAUUCACAUUGCUGCUCUUUGUUUGAUAAAGGGUCUUUUAUAAUAUGCACAUUUACAAAAUGUUUGACUAAACUACUUUCCAUGUGGAUUUUAAUCUGCUGCAAUCCAAAGCAUCAAGGCAAGGACUGUAUACCAUACCAGUUUUUUACACUAAACAUGUUAUUAUAGCCAUAAAGUUUUAUUAUAUUCAUAAUUUAAAUAUUCAACACAUUAUCUACAGUUGAUUCCUUGCAAAUCUUUAUUUACUCGCUAAAUAAUUCCUUUUAAUCUAUACCAGCUAUAGAUUCACUGAAAUGUGUCUGAGUCAUAUGAUAGUUUAUCAUUUGAAAUCUGUAUACUCUGUUUUGUCAGUGGUACCAAGGGAUCAAUGAACAACUUGAAUUAUGUUAAUAUAAUAUAAUAAUAUUUGAAUGACUGUUUUGUUGAAAUAAAUGUCUUUUAAAAAACUUCAUGUAUAAAUUUUGCUUUCACAUCAAACUUUGUUUACAUGUAAUCAGCCAUUACACAAGUGACUUUAGCUAACUACACUGUGAAGCCUUUAAUGUUGACUCAGGAAUUGAUAGUUUGAAAACAUUUCAGCCUUUAUUUAUAUACAGUACAUCCUAUAGCAUGGCAGGACACAGGACAGGAAGUUAGAUCAACAAAUUACAGCGUGGCACAGUGUGGCUUAUUCCAAGAUAUAUUAUAUUUU
Messenger RNA from Siniperca chuatsi (mandarin fish), 4571 nucleotides. RefSeq names its product unconventional myosin-XIX. The transcript is spliced from 24 exons. Gene Ontology annotation, biological process: actin filament organization; vesicle transport along actin filament. Lineage: Eukaryota; Metazoa; Chordata; Actinopteri; Centrarchiformes; Sinipercidae. Gene Ontology annotation, molecular function: actin filament binding; ATP binding; microfilament motor activity. Gene Ontology annotation, cellular component: vesicle; myosin complex; actin cytoskeleton. The coding region runs from base 197 to 3106 and encodes 969 amino acids. The record is from RefSeq and is a predicted model, not a curated record.